AUGUUACUGUACUACUUCGCGAGCGCGGUCAAGUCCAUACAGUUCCACGUCGACGAUGACAUCAUCGACAAGCUCAACUACUAUUACACCACGGCCAUCAUUACGG
This is a messenger RNA of Caenorhabditis auriculariae, 106 nucleotides long. The record is from the annotation of a GenBank genome assembly. Lineage: Eukaryota; Metazoa; Nematoda; Chromadorea; Rhabditida; Rhabditidae.